CUUUUACUCUUUUGCGAGUGCUUUCAAGAAAUCUGAUAUUAUUUUGUAAUUUUGUUUUCCUUGACACGGAUCCAAAUCUUCGUUAACAUCUAAAAUUUCUGAACAUUUCUUAAAAGAUUAAAACAACUUAAAUUGUGUUUGUUUUAUUUUUAGACGAUCUCGGCGCUAGUAAACUACAAAUGGGCUGGACUGUUACUAUUGGAAUGAUCACAUCCCUUCCAUUCUUAAUCUUUAGUGGACCAAUAACAGAAGUGUUAGGUCAUGUAAAUGUAAUAAUACUUGGAAUGGUUGCGUAUACUGUUCGUCUCCUAGGGUACAGCUUUAUACAGAAAGCUGUUUACGUCUACCCAUUCGAGGCUCUCGAAGGGUUCACCAUGGCGCUCAUGAUGACGUCAGCAGUGACCUAUGUGGCGAAGAUAUCAACGCCGACCACCAUCGCCUCCGUCAUGGGACUAAUGGGAUCUCUGUUCUUUGGGAUUGGGAAAGGAUCAGGAUGUUUAUUUGGUGGAUUAUUAAUGAGCUGGAUCGGAUCUAUUUGGACUUUUCGCGCACUCGCAAUCUGCUCGGCCGUGUGCGCAGUUGUAUAUUUGGCUUUUCAGUUGCUCUUCAUUUGGCCUCGUCGGAGAAACCAACCACAGCAUCAGAGCAAUGAAGAAAUUCACAACUCCGAGGGCAAAGACGACAUUGAUUCUAAAAAUCGUAUUCACGACAUGAACACAAAAUCAACAAUACUAGACGACAACCCUGUGAUAUCACCAGCUGGUCCCGGACCACACAGCAUGUUCAACGGGUCCACGUUGUCCUUGAAUGGACCGGCCAGUAUGUUGAAUACUAGUCUAAAUGGAUUAAAUGGGGCCAGCAGUAUAAUGUCCUUAGGACCAAGAAGUAUAACCGGCGGUACGCGAGUCUGAUUGUACAACAUAUGUACUUUUCAGUAUUGCUAUGGUUUGUAGUGUACUUUUCUGUACUUACUGAAUUGUAUUUUACUAAACUUGUAGUGAAGUGCAGCUGCAAUGUUCUGCACUGCAUAAGUGUGCUGUAGUGUACUUUAUUGUUCUGAACUGAAUUUUAUAUCAGUGAACUGAACGUACUAUGAACCAUUCCCAAUAGCUCAAUUAUCAUAUAUAGUGCAAAAGAAACAAUAUAAGAAAUAUGACUGUGAAUAUGGUGGCCCGAGUAUUAUUAAUAUUGCUUGUGAAGUUAAAAUAUUUUAAUAAGUGAACUAAGCACAUUCUAAGAAAGCUAAAUCUGAUUAACAACACUUUUGUUUAAAAUCAAUAAUAAA
Messenger RNA from Eurytemora carolleeae, 1285 nucleotides. Its product is annotated as major facilitator superfamily domain-containing protein 6. The coding region runs from base 180 to 911 and encodes 243 amino acids. The record is from RefSeq and is a predicted model, not a curated record. Lineage: Eukaryota; Metazoa; Arthropoda; Copepoda; Calanoida; Temoridae. The transcript has 6 exons. Gene Ontology annotation, cellular component: membrane. Gene Ontology annotation, molecular function: transmembrane transporter activity.